CCAUCCAUCAUUAACUCGACCGAGCUAAUCUAUCUAUGAUGGGCCAAUAGAAGGUGACUUCUUUGAUCCCCACGACGCGGCCGGUUAUCCAGUCUGGUCACAAAAGAUAAGGUCAGGACUGGUGGCUUCGGUUCGGUUCAGCAUCGUCUCGUCUCUCCUCCCCCCUCGGAUAGCCAUGGCUUCCAUCUUGGGAUCUCCGGCUUUCCUCGCUCGCCCAUUGACAAAGCCGCAGCUCUCGUGCUCGCAAACGCCCCGCUCUCAGCAACCGAUCCGAUCCCAACCGGAACCCUCGGCGCAGCCUUCAUCCCCUCCUACUCCUCCCCCUCCCCCUCCGAAGCCUCAGCAGAAGCCGAAGGUCGCCGCCGAGUCCACCGACUGGAUAGCCUCCAGCCUGACCAGGCGGUUCGGCCUCGGCGCCGGCCUCGCCUGGGUCGGCUUCCUGGCUUUCGGGGUCGUCUCGGAGCAGAUCAAGACGCGCCUGGAAGUGUCUCGAGAGCAAGCGAACACCAGAGUGGUGGAGAAAGAGGAAGAGGUGGUGCUUCCGAAUGGCAUCAGGUACACCGAGUUGAGGGUCGGCGGCGGGGCUUCGCCGAGGCCAGGAGACUUGGUGGUGAUAGACCUCCAAGGGAGGGUGGAGGGCAGCAGCGACGCGUUCGUGGACACGUUCGGGGAAGGGAAGAGGCCGCUGGCGCUGGUGAUGGGCUCCAGGCCGUACACCAAGGGGAUGUGCGAGGGGGUGGAGUACGUGCUGCGGUCGAUGAAGGCCGGAGGGAAGAGGAGGGUGACCGUGCCUCCCGUUCUGGGCUUCGGAGACGACGGUGCCGAUCUGGGGGCGGGUCUGCGGAUACCUGCUUCCGCCACGCUCGAGUUCAUCGUGCAGGUCGAUAAGGUCUCCAUUGCGCCUUCUUGAGCUCGGAGGAUCCACCCUGUGGAUUCAGUUUUGGGUGCUCACCAGUGGCUUCGAUUGCUAUUUCUUCGUGCCCCGACUUGAAAUAGCCCUUCUAAUUCAAACAAUUUAUUCGUUGGAUUGUUAUAUGCAGUACUCAUUAAAUCAAAAUUACACAAAAUUGCAUGUAUAUGUA
Messenger RNA from Musa acuminata subsp. malaccensis (wild Malaysian banana), 1082 nucleotides. Its product is annotated as peptidyl-prolyl cis-trans isomerase FKBP17-2, chloroplastic. Lineage: Eukaryota; Viridiplantae; Streptophyta; Magnoliopsida; Zingiberales; Musaceae. Gene Ontology annotation, cellular component: chloroplast. The record is from RefSeq and is a predicted model, not a curated record. Gene Ontology annotation, molecular function: peptidyl-prolyl cis-trans isomerase activity.